AUGGGAUCCGGCUGCGAUUUGCUGCUGAGGGCAGCAGCUACCGUCACUGCCGCCAUCAUGUCAGACACCGACAGCGAGGAAGAUUCAGCUGGAGGCGGCCCAUUUUCUUUAGCGGGUAUCCUUUUCGGCAACAUCAAUGGAGCGGGGCAGCUGGAGGGGGAAAGCGUCUUGGAUGAUGAGUGUAAGAAGCACUUGGCAGGCUUGGGGGCUUUGGGGCUGGGCAGCCUGAUCACUGAACUCACGGCAAAUGAAGAAUUGACCCGGACUGGCGGUGCCUUGGUAAAUGAUGAAGGGUGGAUUAGGAGUACAGAAGAUGCUGUGGACUAUUCAGACAUCAAUGAGGUGGCAGAAGAUGAAAGCCGAAGACACCAGCAGACGAUGGGGAGCUUGCAGCCGCUUUGCCACUCAGAUUAUGAUGAAGAUGACUAUGAUGCUGAUUGUGAAGACAUUGAUUGCAAGUUGAUGCCUCCUCCACCUCCACCCCCGGGACCAAUGAAGAAGGGUAAGGACCAAGAUGCUAUUACCUGUGUGUCUGAAAAUAGAGAAGGCAUCAUCUUGCCCUCCAUCAUUGCCCCUUCCUUUCUGGCCUCAGAGAAAGUGGACUUCAGUAGUUACUCUGAUUCAGAAUCUGAGAUGGGACCUCAGGAAGCAACACAGGCAGAAUCUGAGGAUGGAAAGCUGACCCUUCCAUUGGCUGGGAUUAUGCAGCAUGAUGCCACCAAGCCGUUGCCAAGUGUCACAGAACUUUUUCCAGAAUUUCGACCUGGAAAGGUGUUACGCUUCCUACAUCUUUUUGGACCAGGGAAGAAUGUCCCUUCUGUUUGGCGGAGUGCUCGGAGAAAGAGGAAGAAGCGUCGUGAGCUGAUACAGGAAGAGCAGAUCCAGAAGCUGGAAUGCUUGGUAGAAUCAGAAGUCAGCCAGAAGUCUUUGUGGAACUAUGACUACGCUCCACCACCACCUCCAGAGCAGUGUCUCUCUGAUGAUGAAAUCAAGAUGAUGGUUUCUGCGAAGUCCAAAUUUUCCCAAUCAACUGGAGAUGUAGAUAAAGUGACAGAUACCAAACCAAGAGUGGCUGAGUGGCGUUAUGGGCCUGCCCGACUGUGGUAUGAUAUGCUGGGUGUCUCCGAAGAUGGCAGUGGGUUUGACUAUGGCUUCAAACUGAGAAAGACACAACAUGAACCUGUGAUAAAAUCUAGAAUGACAGAGGAAUUUAGGAAACUUGAAGAAAGCAAUGGCACUGAUCUUCUGGCUGACGAAAACUUCCUGAUGGUGACCCAGCUGCAUUGGGAGGAUUCUAUCAUCUGGGAUGGGGAGGAUGUCAAACACAAAGGGACAAAACCUCAGCAUGCAAGCCUGGCAGGCUGGCUUCCUUCUAGCAUGACUAGGAAUGCAAUGGCUUACAAUGUUCAGCAAGGUUUUGCAGCCACUCUGGAUGAUGACAAACCUUGGUACUCCAUUUUUCCCAUUGACAGUGAGGAUCUGGUGUAUGGACGCUGGGAGGACAACAUCAUUUGGGAUGCUCAGGCCAUGCCCCGGCUGUUGGAACCUCCUGUUUUGGCACUUGAUCCCAAUGAUGAGAACCUCAUUUUGGAAAUUCCUGAUGAGAAGAAAGAGGCUACCUCUAACUCCCCCUCCAAGGAGAGUAAGAAGGAACCAUCUCUGAAGAAGAGUCGAAUUCUCUUGGGCAAAACAGGUGUCAUCAGGGAGGAACCACAGCAGAACAUGUCUCAGCCAGAAGUGAAAGAUCCAUGGAAUCUCUCCAAUGAUGAGUAUUAUUUCCCCAACCAACAGGGUCUUCGAGGCACCUUUGGAGGGAAUAUUAUCCAGCAUUCGAUUCCUGCUGUGGAAUUAUGGCAGCCCUUCUUUCCCACCCACAUGGGGCCCAUCAAAAUCCGGCAGUUCCAUCGGCCACCUCUGAAAAAGUACUCAUUUGGUGCACUCUCUCAGCCAGGUCCCCAUUCAGUCAAACCUUUGCUAAAGCACAUUAAAAAAAAGGCCAAGAUGAGAGAACAAGAGAGGCAAGCCUCAGGUGGUGGAGACUUAUUUUUUAUGCGCACACCUCAGGAUCUCACAGGCAAAGAUGGAGAUCUUAUUCUUGCAGAAUAUAGUGAGGAAAAUGCACCCUUAAUGAUGCAGAUUGGCAUGGCAACCAAGAUAAAUAACUAUUACAAACGGAAACCUGGAAAAGAUCCUGGAGCACCAGAUUGUAAAUAUGGGGAAACUGUUUACUGCCAUACAUCUCCUUUCUUGGGCUCUCUCCAUCCUGGCCAGUUACUGCAGGCAUUUGAGAACAACCUUUUUCGUGCUCCAAUUUAUCUUCAUAAGAUGCCAGAAACUGAUUUCCUGAUCAUUCGGACAAGACAGGGUUACUAUAUUCGGGAAUUAGUGGAUAUUUUUGUGGUUGGCCAGCAGUGUCCCUUGUUUGAAGUUCCUGGGCCUAACUCCAGAAGGGCCAAUAUGCAUAUUCGAGACUUUCUACAGGUUUUCAUUUACCGCCUUUUCUGGAAGAGUAAAGAUCGGCCACGGAGGAUACGAAUGGAAGAUAUAAAAAAAGCCUUUCCUUCCCAUUCAGAAAGCAGCAUCCGGAAGAGGCUAAAGCUCUGCGCUGACUUCAAACGCACAGGGAUGGAUUCAAACUGGUGGGUGCUUAAGUCUGAUUUUCGUUUACCAACUGAAGAAGAGAUCAGAGCUAAGGUGUCACCAGAGCAGUGCUGUGCUUAUUAUAGCAUGAUAGCUGCAGAGCAACGACUGAAGGAUGCUGGCUAUGGUAAGAAAUCCUUUUUUGCCCCAGAAGAAGAAAAAGAGGAAGAUUUCCGGAUGAAGAUUGAUGAUGAAGUUCACACUGCUCCUUGGAACACCACAAGGGCCUUCAUUGCUGCCAUGAAGGGCAAGUGUCUCCUGGAGGUGACUGGGGUGGCAGAUCCCACAGGGUGUGGUGAAGGAUUCUCCUAUGUGAAGAUUCCAAAUAAACCAACACAGCAGAAGGAUGAUAAAGAGCCGCAGGCAGUGAAGAAGACAGUGACAGGAACAGAUGCAGACCUUCGUCGCCUUUCCCUGAAAAAUGCCAAGCAACUUCUACGUAAAUUUGGUGUGCCUGAGGAAGAGAUUAAAAAGUUGUCCCGCUGGGAAGUGAUUGAUGUGGUGCGCACAAUGUCAACAGAACAGGCUCGUUCUGGAGAGGGGCCUAUGAGUAAAUUUGCUCGUGGAUCAAGGUUUUCUGUGGCUGAGCAUCAAAAGCAUUACAAAGAGGAAUGUCAGCGCAUCUUUGACCUGCAGAACAAGGUUCUGUCAUCAACUGAAGUCUUAACAACUGACACAGACAGCAGCUCAGCUGAAGAUAGUGACAUUGAAGAAAUGAGAAAGAACAUUGAGAACAUGUUGCAGAACAAGAAAACCAGCUCUCAGCUGUCACGUGAAUGGGAGGAGCAGCAGCGGAAGGAACUACAGCGAAUGCUACUGGCAGCGGGUUCAGCAGCAUCAGGAAACAAUCACAGAGAUGAUAACACAGCUUCCAAGACUAGCCUUAACUCUUCUGCCACUGGACACUGUCUCAAGAUUUAUCGCACAUUUCGAGAUGAAGAGGGGAAAGAGUAUGUUCGCUGUGAGACAGUCCGAAAACCAGCUGUCAUUGAUGCCUAUGUGCACAUACGGACUACAAAAGAUGAGAAAUUCAUUCAAAAAUUUGCCCUUUUUGAUGAAAAACAUCGGGAAGAGAUGCGAAAAGAACGGCGGAGGAUUCAAGAGCAACUGAGGCGGCUUAAGCGGAACCAGGAAAAGGAGAAGCUUAAGGGUCCUCCUGAGAAGAAGCCCAAGAAAAUGAAGGAGCGUCCUCACCUAAAACUGAAAUGUGGGGCAUGUGGUGCCAUUGGACACAUGAGGACUAACAAAUUCUGCCCCCUCUAUUAUCAAACAAAUGUGCCACCUUCCAAACCUGUUGCCAUGACAGAAGAGCAGGAGGAGGAGUUGGAAAAGAGAGUCAUUCGUAAUGAUAAUGAAGAACUUAUCAAGGUUGAAGGGACCAAAAUUGUCUUGGGGAAACAGCUAAUUGAGAAUGCGGAUGAGGUUCGCAGAAAAUCUCUGGUUCUCAGGUUUCCUAAACAGCAGCUUCCUCCAAAGAAGAAACGGCGAAUUGAAACCACUGUUCACUGUGACUAUUUGAAUACACCUCAUAAGUCCAUCCACCGACGCCGCACAGACCCUAUGGUGACGCUAUCAUCCAUCUUGGAGUCUAUCAUCAAUGACAUGAGAGAUCUUCCAAAUACAUACCCUUUCCACACUCCAGUCAAUGCAAAGGUUGUAAAGGACUACUACAAAAUCAUCACUCGGCCAAUGGACCUACAAACACUCCGUGAAAAUGUGCGUAAGUGCCUCUACCCGUCUCGGGAAGAGUUCAGAGAGCAUCUGGAGCUAAUUGUGAAAAACAGUGCAACCUACAAUGGGCCAAAACACUCGUUGACUCAGAUCUCUCAAUCCAUGCUGGAUCUCUGUGAUGAAAAACUCAAAGAGAAAGAAGACAAAUUAGCUCGCUUAGAGAAAGCUAUCAACCCCUUGCUGGAUGAUGAUGACCAAGUGGCAUUUUCUUUCAUUCUGGACAACAUUGUCACCGAGAAAAUGAUGGCAGUUCCAGAUUCUUGGCCAUUUCAUCACCCAGUUAAUAAGAAGUUUGUUCCAGAUUAUUACAAAGUGAUUGUCAAUCCAGUGGAUUUAGAGACCAUACGUAAGAACAUCUCCAAGCACAAGUAUCAGAGUCGGAAGAGUUUUCUAGGUGAUGUAAACCUUAUUCUGGCCAACAGUGUUAAGUAUAAUGGACCUGAGAGUCAGUAUACUAAGACUGCUCAGGAGAUUGUGAACGUCUGUUACCAGACAAUGACUGAGUAUGAUGAGCAUUUGACUCAACUUGAGAAGGAUAUUUGUACAGCUAAAGAAGCAGCUUUGGAGGAAGCAGAAUUAGAAAGCCUGGACCCAAUGACCCCAGGGCCCUACACACCUCAGCUUCCUGACAUGUAUGAUACCAACAUAUCCCUCAGUACGUCUCGAGAUGCCUCUGUAUUUCAAGAUGAGAGCAAUAUGUCUGUCUUGGAUAGUCCCACUGCCACUCCAGAAAAGCAGAUGUGCCAGGGCCGAGGUAGGCUGGGUGAGGAAGACUCUGAUGUGGAUAUGGAAGGGUAUGAUGAUGAGGAGGAGGAUGGGAAACCUAAGCCUCCAGCUCCAGAAGGGGGAGAUGGUGAUCUUGCAGAUGAAGAGGAAGGAACUGUACAACAACCUGAAGCCACCAGUGUCCUGUAUGAGGAUUUGCUUAUGUCUGAAGGAGAAGAUGAUGAGGAAGAUGCUGGGAGUGAUGAAGAAGGAGACAAUCCUUUCUCUGCUAUCCAGCUGAGUGAAAGUGGAAGUGACUCUGAUGUGGGAUAUUGUGGAAUAAGACCCAAACAACCGAUGGGCAUGGAAAAUGAAGAAAGCAUGAUGGCCUAUGAGGGAGACGGUGGGGAGGCUUCCCAUGAUUUGGAGGAUAGCAACAUCAGUUAUGGGAGCUGUGAGGAGCCUGAUCCCAAGUUGAACACCCAAGACACAAUCUUCAGCAGCAUCGGAAAUUUCCAGCUGGGCGUGGUGGCUCACACCUGUCUCCUGUGUCACGGCCAGACAGCCGAGGACAUUUCCACAGAAAGGGCAUUUGCUGUGAGGCUCAGCUGCCCCACUGAUUAG
Messenger RNA from Nomascus leucogenys (northern white-cheeked gibbon), 5700 nucleotides. RefSeq names its product TATA-box binding protein associated factor 1 like (gene TAF1L). Gene Ontology annotation, cellular component: transcription factor TFIID complex. Gene Ontology annotation, biological process: transcription by RNA polymerase II; RNA polymerase II preinitiation complex assembly; DNA-templated transcription initiation. Lineage: Eukaryota; Metazoa; Chordata; Mammalia; Primates; Hylobatidae. The record is from RefSeq and is a predicted model, not a curated record. Gene Ontology annotation, molecular function: TBP-class protein binding; RNA polymerase II general transcription initiation factor activity; histone acetyltransferase activity.